AUGAACGGCACCACUGCUCGCGUGAAUGGCGUCGACCAUACAAACAAAGGACUCAGACCGCUCAACGUCCUGGUCGUUGGAGCGGGCAUUGGAGGAUUGAGCGCAGCGAUUUUCCUUCGACAACAGGGCCAUCAUGUCACUCUCCUGGAACAAUCGAGGUUCGCCAACGAACUAGGCGCGGCUGUACAUAUGGCGCCAAACGCAACCGGAUUGCUUCUGAGAAUGGGUAUCAACCUCGAAGAUCUGGGCGCUGUCCCUUGCAAGAUCUUCUCGCAGUCUUUGCCAGAUGGCAAACAGAUGUUCGAGGUUCCGCUUUGGAGAGCAGCAGGGAGAUGGCAAUACCCAUGGCUUCUCGCACAUCGAGUGGACCUUCACUCGCAACUGAAGAAGGUGGCGACUGCAGAAGAUGGCACUGGAGCGGCAGCUAUCCUUCGCACCUCCAGCCGAGUGGCCAGUGUCGGCACAGAUGGCAGCGUCACUUUGGCGUCUGGCGAGCAACUCAAAGCGGAUGUUGUGAUCGGCGCUGAUGGCGUACACUCGAAAGCUCGUUGUGGAUUGCCGGGUUCGCAAGGUUUCAAACCAUCUGGGUCCGGAAAGAGCGCAUUUCGAUUCACAAUGCCGCGCUCACGUGCUCUUGACGACCCAUUAACGAAGCCCCUUGCCGAGAAAGAGGGACACUUGAACAUAUUCAUGGGAAAGGACCGACGUGUUGUCAUUUACCCAACAAGACAUCACGAGCUUUUGAACUUUGUCUGCAUACAUCCAACAUCCGAGACCGAGCAGAAGGAUCAACAAGCCGACGAAUGGCAAAGCUCCGCAGACUUGGACAAGAUGCUAGACGUGUACAAGGGCUGGAAUCCGGCCGUUUUGAAGAUAUUGAGCAUGGCUGAUGAGGAUACGCUGAAGGUGUGGGACCUUCUCGAUAUGGAUCAGCUGCCCACGUGGGCGGAUGGGCAGCUCGCACUCAUCGGCGACGCAGCGCAUCCCUUUACACCACACCAAGGCCAAGGUGCAGCGCAGGCCAUCGAGGACGCUGCUUCCUUAGCAUGUGUUCUUCCCUUGGGGACACCACUUGCUGAGAUUCCAGAGAGACUCAAGCUAUACGAGCAGUGCCGCUACAAACGCGCAUCUCAGAUCCAAGAGUACUCUCGUAUCGCAGGUCAGGAUUUGGGCGCCGGUCCUCCCCUUGAUACGAGCCGCUACACGGACGAGAAUUUCGGUCACGAUGAGUGGCACUAUACAAGCCAGAAACUGCGCGAGUGGCUAUGGAGCCGGAAACCCAGCGCGUACCGUCGCAUGCCCACAGUGUUCGGGCCAUUCCCUGGGCCUCGACAGGAUCACCUCGGUAACUCUAGAGACUGGAGUCAGUCGACUUUCACCACUGCGAGCAUCAAGAUUAAGACAUCUCGGACGCUUUUGCAGAACUUGCUUCCCACAUCGCAGUUCAAAUUUGCAUCGGCGGAUUCCAAUUGCUACGCAACUUUCUCUCUAUCUUCGCUAGGAAACCUUGAGUGGCUUGGUGGCAAUGGCUACAACCAUUUCGGACUAUAUGUCCAUGGGGUCGAGUACACCAAGAAAAAUGGAGACAAGGUCACCGGAACCUACCUUCCGGUGCUGUUUGAGAACCUCGCAGAUCCUAUCAUCAGCGGACGAGAAGAGCUCGGCAUGCCGAAAGUUUACGCUACGCUUGAUGUCACCAAAGACGCAGGCACGUGGAAGCUAAAAGCAGGGUGGAUGGGCAACCAAUUCCUGGAUGUUUCACUCACUGGAUUAGAGACCAAAACGAUAUCGAAUGGAGUGCAAGGCUCUGGUCCUCCACAAAUCGGACAGGAAGAGGGUCUGUUCUUCCAUAAAUACAUUGCCACAACAGCGCCCGCCGGCAGCAAAGAGCGUGGACAGGCCGACGUUGAAUACGUUGGAAUUGUUCCGAAUGUGGAAGAAGCGAAAGCACCGCGACAAGUGAAUAGCUUGCUAGUAGCGGAUCGAGCUGAGAUCAAUUUCGACGCGAUGGACUGGAAGAAGCUGCCAACCCUGCACCAUAUCGUUGCUCGAUUAGCAGAGAUUCCUGUUUAUGAAGUCAUGGAGGCCAAGGUCGUGGAAGGGCUGGGCGCUAGUGAUGUCAGGAGUGCGAGAAGGCUUGUUUGA
Molecule: messenger RNA, 2145 nt
Organism: Didymosphaeria variabile
Lineage: Eukaryota; Fungi; Ascomycota; Dothideomycetes; Pleosporales; Didymosphaeriaceae
Exons: 2
Coding region: 1-2145 (714 amino acids)
Molecular function (GO): lyase activity; monooxygenase activity; FAD binding
Source: RefSeq, a predicted model, not a curated record